Messenger RNA from Cucumis sativus (cucumber), 879 nucleotides. Its product is annotated as mediator of DNA damage checkpoint protein 1-like. The record is from RefSeq and is a predicted model, not a curated record. Bases 1 to 510 code for a protein of 169 amino acids. The transcript has 3 exons. Lineage: Eukaryota; Viridiplantae; Streptophyta; Magnoliopsida; Cucurbitales; Cucurbitaceae.
AUGUGCAGUUGUUUUCUGAUUCAGAUGAUUGAGGAGCUUGGUGGUUCUCUCACUGCUGAUGGGAGUACAAGCACUGAUGUCAUUACAGGAAAAGUGCGGAAAACUCUAAAUUUUUGUAUUGCUCUCUUUUCAGGACGAGUUGCCUUACAUACUAAUGAUGAUGACUACAUAUCGAAGUAUCGAGCCAGCCUAAAAGCUGCAGGUCUCAGGGCAAAAGCAUGUCCUGGAGCUUUAUUUGAAGGGUAUGAUGUUUGCAUAUCAGCUCACGCUCAACCACCACCUAAAACUCUAUCCCUGAUAGUCAAGUCAGCCGGUGGAAAUGUGAUUCAUGAGCUAGAUAAAGUAAACAACGUAUGGAAGACGAUCUUUGUGGCUUGUGAGGAAGACGUGGAGGAAGCCUUGGUGGUCGUAGAAAAAGGGAUAUGGACUUUCAACGUUGAAUGGCUAAUGGCAUGUAUAAUGAGACAAGAAGUAGACCUGGAGGCCCCUCAAUUUGCUGAGUCCCUAUGAGAAACAAGGUCACCCUAACUUUCAGUUUUGAACAAGCAGCAGCCAGCCAUUUCGUCCUUGUGUAAAUCCACUCUUUUCUCAACUCACUCUAAUUUGGUACAUAAACAAACUCUGAUCGCUCCAUCUCUAUAUUCAUCAGUACAUAAAAGACGAUAAGUUUAUUCAUGGAGAAAGUUGGAUGUAAGUAUGUUUUAGGAAUGGCCCUUCAUUUAGUAACUUUGGGAAUUGUAAAAAUGAGGUAAUGAAGUUCUAUCAAGUUGAAUGUUCUUGUUUAUGUUAGAUGAGACUGAUUCUUGGAUACCAGAAUUAACUUGAAGUACGUGUUUGAGUUCCAUUGGAGUGAUUAGAGAAAAAAUGUUCCUUUAAAAA